Messenger RNA from Crotalus tigris (Tiger rattlesnake), 3241 nucleotides. RefSeq names its product SLC35A4 upstream open reading frame protein-like. NCBI's taxonomy places the organism in Eukaryota, Metazoa, Chordata, Lepidosauria, Squamata, Viperidae. The record is from RefSeq and is a predicted model, not a curated record. The transcript is spliced from 3 exons. The coding region runs from base 47 to 358 and encodes 103 amino acids.
CUUCUGCGCAUGUGCAGAAGGAAGCUGGGCAAUUUCUGGCUAAAAAAUGGCGGAUGAUAAGGAUUCUCUGCCAAAAUUGAAAGAUCUUGCUUUUUUGAAGGAUCAGUUGGAAAGUUUGAAACGAAAGGUUGAAAAUGAAGUACAGGCUGGAAUGGGGCAGGAUGGUUCUUGGUUGGCCUCUCCAUUUGUCAAAGGAUUUGUUGCUGGAUUUGUUGUAGCCAAACUAAGAUCUUCUGCAGUCAUAGGCUUUUUGGUGGGGAGUUGUACUGGAGUGUUUGCUGCUCAGACCUAUGCAAUUCCUGAUGUCGAAAAGGCAAUCAAAGACUAUUUCAAUUCAUCCAAGAAAAGAUCAAAUUAGAAAUGCAAUAAUAUUCAUGCAACAGUAUACCCCAGGGGAAAAAAUAAUCUUUCAGCUUCUCAUCUCUUUCAGUUCUACAUAGAUCAAAACAUUUACCUCCACUUUAGACAUUCUUAUUAACUGGAAAAGGGUUUUAUAAUGGACAAAUAAUAUUUCAGCAGGUCUGCUUUUUAAGGUUCACAGUUCUAGAAUUAAUCUGAUGCUGCUUGCUUCAACUGUCCUGGGGUUUAGAUCAGACGAGAGCCUGGUUUUGGACAGCAAGGCAGUCUCUCUCUAAUGGAGUGAAAAGCAACUGAUACGGCAUGCCUGCUAUAAACCUGCCCAUGCCAGGAAACACAGUGUGAGAUACCAGCUUUCCUCUAAUCAUGUAUAUAUAUUAUACUGACAUGUAUUUUAUUUCUUUCCUGAUUUGCUGAUUUGAGUUCUUAUUUGUGCAGCAUCUACUUGCCACAAAGAUAGUGUAGAUUUCUUCUUUAAAAAACAAAAGGUGCUUCUUCCCUUUUCUCUCAAUACAUCCUGAAAAUUAUCACUGAAUAUUAGUUGUCUUUUUGUUGUUGUAUUUUUGGUAUUCAUUAAGUGAGUAUUGCUGAUCCUGACUUAUUAUCUCUAGUUGCUUUAUACUACUUUUUUUUAAAUUUUAAUGGCUAGAUUCUUUGCCACCUCUAUUUUACUUUUAACUGCUUUAAAGAAACAAUUGGUAUUCUAAUUCUUCCUCCUGCACCAAAGACUGACUCAGCCUACACAACCUGCCCUUUCAGUAAUUAUACUUAGGAGCCUUGUAUGCAGAUGGAAGCCCUCAGUGCUCACUGUAUGACCUGCCUUUGACAGAUGGCUGCAUGUCACUCAGUUUAACCUUUCCUAACCUCACUUAAUCUUUCUAAAUUGCAUGCUUUGGGACAUUUCAGUUAUCUGUAGUGAAACUGCUGAAGGCACAAAAUCUUAAUCUCCAGAAAUUUCUUUUUUCACAUAUCUGUUUACUUGUUAAACUACCUUUUACUUAGGCAGUAGAAAACGCGCGCCCCCCAUUUCCCCCCUACCACAAUUCUAUGGGCUAUGUGAGAAUGACUGUCCCAAAGUCUUUUGAUGAGCUGCUUUAAUCAGUUUUCCACCAUUACACUUUAGUCUUUUUUGUUUUUCUGAAUGUGGUAAUUCAUCUAUCAAGAAGCCAGAUUCCUAGAAGGUGUCUCAUUUGAAUAUAUUUAUUAUAUAGUAAAUCUGUUCACUAAAUAAGUAUGUGUGUGUGUGCGUGCGCACAUGCGUAUGCACAUAAGAGGGCUGUCAUAACUGGGUUGCAACACACCCAGUAGAUGACAACAAAGAUUUGGUGACUUCUUGCACUGGUUUCUCUGUAGAUGCAUAGAGCUACUGUAUCUAAGCUGCAAAAUAUGGAUGAACCCUGAAUGGCAGCAAAUUUUGUGCAAGAUAUCAAGUCUUUUGAGAUAGUUCAAACCAUAUUGUGGGAGGAACAGGCCCAAAUAAACCAUCAGAUUUUAUGUAAUUCAGUUAUAUUUCGUACAAGACCCUCUGCCAGAAACAGGGUGCAUGAUCUGUGGUGGUCCAAAGAAGCAUAGGAAUGUAUGCCCUCUCUUUUCUAUAUACUUUGACACUUACCUGUUGAUUUGGAUCUACACCUUCACAAAGCUCUUGUACCUCAACAAGCACUGGAUUACAUUACAGUUUUCUGUUAUAAACUAUCUGUCCUAGGUAAAUGGACAUAUCAUGUAGUGUGGCCCAAAGGGCUGUUCAGUUUUGUGUGUGUGUGUGUGUACACUUUUGGCUGUAAAUAAAAAUUAUUGAUAUUAAUAUACAGCAUAGAAAAAUGACUAUGGAUGGAAUGGUUUAUCAUAAAGUAUAAUCCCUCUCUAAGGUAAAUAGUUUUACCUUAGAUUCUGUUCUGUUUCAAUCUUUAAUCUCGUUAAUCCGUGAUGAUGAAAGCAGAUUCUUGUAUAGAAGCCUUUUUUUUUUUUUUUUUUUGCCUGGAACACUCCUAUUGUCCGUCAGAUCUUCCAUUCCUAAAAACAUUAAGAGAUUGUUUGUUUUGUUUUAAUGUGUGGCCAUGAUUUUGAAGAAUAUUACGAUAGUAAGAAAGUGAGACCUUAGAAAGCAAUCUUUCAUUUUCUGGCUACCUAAUGGCCAGAUUUCUGAAAAUUCAGAAGAGAAAGAUUUAUGUUUCUUUUUAUAAGUAGCACUAGUAUAUUGUCUCCAAGAUGCCCAUCUCUAUCCCUACAGCUUUUUUUAUUAUUAUUAUCGUACUGGGAGUUGUGUUGGAAAAGGGUAGUCUCACCCAAGUGCCAAGUUUGAAUUUUGUUCUUUUCUAGAGAUUUGCUCUAAUACAAAUGUCUUAUAAACAUUAUGGUGAUUAACUGCCUUUUGCAAGCUGGUUUUGUGGUUCUGUAUUUUUUGCUUUUAUAAAGAAUGUAUUGCUACCACAUCCCAAGAAUAAAUAACAGCAUAAGCAACAAUAAAACACAGUUCUUUUCUGUUCCAAAAAGUUUGCCUAAUUUUUCUUUCCUGGAUUUGCUAAAUAUUUAGCAUGUUUAAGACCACAAGUUUAAGCCAAUAAUAUAUGUACUUGCUUUUCUAAAUGAUGCUCAGAAAUGUUUUUAUUGUUUUAUCAAUUCCUUAUUGUUACCUCAUAGAAUGUAGUCAUAUUUUAUAUUCUUUUUUGGCCAAGUAGUUUUGAACUUCCUCAUGUUAUUUUUUAUUAUUUUGAGUAUCUGAUGUGAUUGUGAUAUCAUUAGCAUUUGUACUGUCCUGUAGCCAAAUUAAUAACUGCAGACAAUCAAUAAUUACAAAUAAGGCUAUACAGUAUUUCCAUUUAUACUCUCCAGAUGCCAUCAAUGUAGAUUUCCAAAAUAAAGUGAUGUUUCUUUCUUUGAUAAA